This is a messenger RNA of Sitophilus oryzae (rice weevil), 902 nucleotides long. RefSeq lists its product as uncharacterized. The transcript has 2 exons. The coding region runs from base 74 to 793 and encodes 239 amino acids. NCBI's taxonomy places the organism in Eukaryota, Metazoa, Arthropoda, Insecta, Coleoptera, Curculionidae. The record is from RefSeq and is a predicted model, not a curated record.
AUACAUGCAUUCAUUGAUUAUUGCAGUAAUUACAAACGGUUUUAUAUUUUUAUAGGUAUUUCAGCAAUAGAAAAUGGCUUCAAAAACCGCUUUUAUAGUUGUUCUGGCUUUUUUGGCCUUACAGGUGUCUGGAAAUAAAAUUCCUGUGAACGGAGUCUUCGAUGAUGCCAUCGAGUUUGCCGAAGAGUUGCUUGGAAACGUGACAAAUCUCGCAAAAGAAGCUUUAGAAGAAACCGAAAAAGUGAUCAAUGACAUAAUUAAAGAUAUCGACAAAAUUAAACAAAAUGGUACUGAUUACGCAAAACAACUAGUCGAAGAAGAAUUGAAAGAAUUAAAUGAAUUAAUCGACUUGGUAAAAAACAAUACGGACGGAGUAGCCAAGGAAGUUCUACAGUGCAUUGAAGAUGUCGAAAACGAUAUUUCUGAUUUGGAAGUUUCCGCCAUCAACGCUACUACAAUUUGUGCCGAUAACCAAGUCGAAGCUUUCCUCAACGAUAUUCUUCCGAUCCUCGAUGACAUUGCAGCAGCCAACAGCCAACUGGCAAACCAAACUGCUGAAUUAGAAAAAUGUAAAAAUGAUUUCUUCGUAGUGGACUGUCUUAAGGCUGUUGCCCAAAAUUUGUUCGACGUUAUCUUAAAAGUUCCAGACGAGAUUCAAAGUGACGUUGAAAAAGCAGAAGAGGAUCUGAAAACACUGGUAGAACAGGUUGUAGCAUGUACUGAAGAUGUAUUGCCAGAUAUAGAAAAGAAAGUGUCAGUUCUCACUGAAGAUUUCUUAAAAUGCAUAGAAUAGAAUUAAUUGCUAGGAUUGCAUAUCGAAUAAUUUAGAAGCUUAUCUAAUUUAUAAUGUAUUUAUAUUUAUUAUAUUAUGGUAGUAACAAAUAAAUUAAAAUAAAUAAUAA